UAGUACCAAAAACGUUCUUUGUUUACCCAAAUCCUUAAAAUUCCUCUACUGUGUAUACCCUUCACUCCAACCCAGCAAGAGAAGGAGAGAGAAAGAUGGAACUGAGCAGUUUAACAUUCACAACACCAUCUUCUUCAACAAGACCACUCACUUUCUUCAACCAUGGUUUCAAACAAUUCAAGCCUUCAACUUUUUCUGGAAUUAAAUCAUUCAAUCAAACCAGAAACAGAUUAAUUCAAGCUAAUUCCUUAAAAGGGUCAAUUGAACGCAAUACUUUGUCUUCUAAUUGGGAUGUUUCAGCCGCUCUUGCCCCCAGGUUGCCCAGAUUUGAACAACUUGAUAUUACAAAUAUGCUUCUUCGUCAAAGAAUCAUCUUUUUGGGUUCUCAAAUUGAUGACACUACAGCAGAUUUCCUCAUAAGCCAGCUCUUACUAUUGGAUGCAGAAGACCCCAAGAAAGAUAUUAGAUUGUUUAUUAACUCUCCUGGUGGAUCGGUGACUGCAGGGAUGGGAAUUUAUGAUGCUAUGAAACAGUGCAAGGCAGAUGUAUCUACUAUUUGCAUGGGAUUAGCUGCAUCCAUGGGAGCAUUUCUUCUUGCUUCUGGCAGUAAAGGGAAGCGCUUCUGCAUGCCAAACUCAAAAGUGAUGAUCCAUCAACCUCUUGGAACAGCUGGUGGCAAGGCAACAGACAUGAGCAUACGUAUAAGAGAAAUGGCGUAUCAUAAAGUCAAGCUAAACAAAAUCUUGUCCAGAAUCACGGGAAAGUCUGAGGAGCAGAUCGAAAAAGACACUGAUCGUGAUAAUUUUUUGAACCCAUGGGAGGCAAAAGAAUAUGGACUAGUAGACGAUGUUAUCGAUGAUGGUAAGCCAGGGUUGGUUGCACCCAUUGGAGAUACUUCCCCACCACCAAAAACAAAGGUGUGGGAUCAAUGGAAGAUCGAGGGUAGCCGCAAAGCCAGGAAGAAUCUUCCAUCUGAGCUCAAGUUGAUAAGGAAUGGUUAUGCGGGAAGCCAAAGCGACGAGGACAAGGGUAUUCAGCAAGAUAAGGACACUCCAACUUCAGUUUAGGGGCUACAACCCAGAAUUGCCCGGUGUACACUAUUUUAUCCAAAUUGUGCUACUGAAGUAGUACAUUUGAGAUAUAUGAUAAAAACUUUGCAAUUUUUUGGGAGGAAUUUGAUCUUAUUUUGUUGUAUUGUAGUUGUUCCAUUGCUAUUAAGUCCACUACUGUUAGCAAUAAUAUAUUCAUGUAGGGUCUUUUAGAUUCGUCUCAAUGUGUACAUUCAAAAUAUUAAUUUUUAUAAUUUUAUAUUUAAAGUUUUUUAUGGUUAGAAA
Molecule: messenger RNA, 1334 nt
Organism: Chenopodium quinoa (quinoa)
Lineage: Eukaryota; Viridiplantae; Streptophyta; Magnoliopsida; Caryophyllales; Amaranthaceae
Product: ATP-dependent Clp protease proteolytic subunit 3, chloroplastic-like
Exons: 5
Coding region: 96-1067 (323 amino acids)
Biological process (GO): protein quality control for misfolded or incompletely synthesized proteins
Cellular component (GO): endopeptidase Clp complex
Molecular function (GO): ATP-dependent peptidase activity; ATPase binding; serine-type endopeptidase activity
Source: RefSeq, a predicted model, not a curated record